UUUGAUUAACAUUGAUUGCAAAAUGACGUUGGAGUGUCUGUCGGUGUGAUGCAGUCUCUUACUCUCUACAGCUAACAUAUAGCCUAUUGGACCUCCUCUGAAAUAUUUAUUUAAAGUAUGUAAUGUUUGGCCUUCUACGAAAUAGAUUUAAAAUGAAUGGCGGUCACUUUAGGAGCCAUGUUUGGGACCCAAAGCUGUUAUGUUUACAAAUAGUAGCCAUGCAGUGUCAAUUUUACUUCAUGUUUGGGAUGUGGACGUACUUGAUGGACAUCAUUGGACGGUUUGAUGCGUCAAUGGAUCAGCUGUUUACUCAGACGGAUCUUGAUUUACUGGAAGAUUCAGGAAGAGUUCAAGUGAUUGCUUUCCUAUUAAAUAGCCUUACAAGUGCUGUAGCUAUAUGGUAUAUUGUCCAAAGAGCUAAACUAUGUCUGGACUUUGCAGUGACAACACAUUUUUUACACUUUCUCGGAUGUUGGAUAUUCAAUCGCCACAUUCCACAAACACUCCCAUGGUGGAUUCUGAAUGUGAUAGGGUGUGCCAUUAUGACUGUGUGUGGAGAAUUCUUGUGUAUGAGGACAGAAAUGAAGGCCAUUCCACUCUCCAUGGUAGGGGCUAAGGUGGAUUUAUAGAAAGCAAUAGCCCACAGAAGACAGACUUUAAAAAAUUUUCUCUGAAGAAUCUAGAGUCUUGGAUUACCUUUUACUUUGUGUUUAAAUCAAAUGACUGGCUUUCAAAUCGCACCAUUAGAACAAAUUCAUCUUUUGUUCAAUUGCAGAGCAAUGGACCACAUUCACAUCCUUUAUAAAUGUCCAUGUUGUUAUUAUCAUGUUCAUACUGUACAUGUACCAGUACAUAUCUCAAUAUGUACAAAAAUUUAAAGAAAAUUGUAUGAUGAUAGAAUUAACUGCACUUUGUACAUCUUUUUAAAGAACUUAACAUCAAACACUCCCUGUCUGUGUUUUUUGUACCAAAAUGUCAUAUAUUUUAAAAAUACUUGUAUCUCUUAAUAAAAUGUACAUACUUGUA
Messenger RNA from Magallana angulata, 1026 nucleotides. RefSeq names its product protein SYS1 homolog. The coding region runs from base 123 to 629 and encodes 168 amino acids. The transcript has 3 exons. Gene Ontology annotation, biological process: protein localization to Golgi apparatus; Golgi to endosome transport; Golgi to plasma membrane protein transport. Gene Ontology annotation, cellular component: Golgi membrane; trans-Golgi network. The record is from RefSeq and is a predicted model, not a curated record. NCBI's taxonomy places the organism in Eukaryota, Metazoa, Mollusca, Bivalvia, Ostreida, Ostreidae.